CAGUCGUACCGCUCUGACGGUUUAUUUUCUGGAUCGAUAGAGCACACAUCCGACCGCUGACCACACACAUCACCAGCGACUUCCACUUUGUAUCUUGUUGUGGUUGUUUAUUUGUUUGUUGUUGCAGACCAUGAACAAGACGCGGCGUCGUCGCGUGACGACCAGCGAUAACACUGCGGGAGCGUCGGUGUAUGAGCUCUAUGAGAUCCACGGCGAUGCGGCUGCGGCAUUAGCUGCAUGUCCCAACAGCCAAAAGCAGCCACAACCCAACCGACCCGCCACCACGGAAGACUACAACCGAGUGUUGCUCUCGUACAUGGCGUCAGAUUCUGGUGGAUUCAGCAGCAGCAGCAAGGUUAAAAUGAUUGCUGAAAUGGAGAAAUGGGAGGAUCUCUUUGGCAAAAAAGAAGCCUUUCCAACACUCAAAGCUCGCAAGCGCUCUCGAAAUGAGUGGAUCGCCGCCUACAACAGAGCUCUCAUUUUGCUGGCCAACGGAGAUGUCGUCAAAUCAAACCAAGUCUGUUCCGAAAAGUUGAACUCAAUGGUCACGGGAAAGAAAAAGUCAUCCAACGACAUGUCCAUGGUCUGCACCCGCAUGGGAUUUCUCUUUUUGGAAGGCAUUUUGGCCAACUCAAUUGCUUCCAACUCGGGGGUUUGUGACUUUGAUGGUGCCUUGACGGCUGCAUCAGUCAUUGAAUGGUUGGAAAUGCAAGAACCUGAAUCAGAUCCUCAAUUCAAAUUCCUUCUAGCACUCUACAAAAGCCGAAUGGACUUUGCGGAAAGGGACGACGCAGGAAAGCAUUUCGACGCUAAGAUUCGAUCCGCGAGAAAGGAACUCAAAACUGCCAUGGAAGUCUUUCAGCACAAACUUAGACCCUCCAACUCUGGAGAGGACUCACUGGCUUCAUCUCUAGAAGCUGACUCUGAAGUUCACAAUAUUUCUAGCCAGCAACAGCAAAACAAUCCCCCCAUGUCCUUGGUGUUGCAGAAGCAGAACCAAGCUGCGCUCAAUUUGAAAGCCAACGUGGAACUCAAGAAAAAUCCCAAGAAGUCUUUGAUUCUUCUGGCUGAGGCAUUGGCUGCCUCACCCGAGGACUCUUUUUAUGACGCUAUGCAUGCCAAUAACCUGGCCUUGGUCUACGAGACAAAUCUCAAGCGCCACCUCGCAAUUCAUGCCAUUGGCAAGGCGUUGCGUGUGGAUCUCCAAAAGCCUAACUUCCAGUCGGAUGGCACUGCUCGUCCUGAUCCUACCUUGGUGACAUUGUACAACUCGGCACUUUGUUCGUUGCAAGCACGCAAGUUUCUUUCCGCUUACGAAUGCAUGAGCGUUUGCAUCAAGCAUUCACGAGUCUUUUGUAAGCGCCCCAGGUGCUGGCUUCUCCUGGCGGAGGCUUGCAUUGGACUUCACGCUGAAGACAAGAAAGGAGCUGCUUCCAAUCUGUUGUCCAAAGUGGAAGUGCAGGGGGAAGCGAAAGGUCUUUUGAUUCAAACUAUUCCUUGUCAUGAAACUCAGGCCGAGGAUACAAAGGCAGAGGAAGACAGCGGCGAGCUGGAGUCUUUAAAGAAGGCGCCACUACUGCGUGCUAGAACCUGCUUGGAAACUGCUCUUCAUUUGCUCACGGAGGGGAAGGCUAUUGAUGAACACGCCCUUGACUCGACGCAGCUGGCAUUGUCCUAUGUCUCUCUUGAGCUUCGUGACUUUCCCAGGGCCCUCGUAUUGGCCCGUGCUGUCAUUGGCGAAGAUCCUUCCGACGAGGCCAAGGGGGCACCCAACCCGGCUGAACCGAAAGAUCGUUAUAAGCUUCGCAAGAUGGCAACGGCGCGAAUGUACGCUUCCGAGGCAUCAUGUGCUCUGGGUUCUCCAGAUACUGGAAUGAAAUUCCUGGUCGGAACAGGUGGCAAUGAUGCAUUCGAUCGAUUGGCUUCUGAGCUUGGAGGAGUCACGGUCAAAGUUGCGGCAAGCAGUGUCACUGGUAAAGCGCGACUUGCCAGAGCCCAGUGCAUGGUUCGCACGUCAGCGAGUGCCGCUUCAGCAGUGUUGGGCUCUGUGGCACCAGCGAAGCAGCUCGCAAUGUCGGCUCAGGCCAUGGAAGAUGCCUAUUCUUCCUCGAGAGAAGGUUCUAUCUCGCGCAAGGCUCUUGUCUAUUGCAUGCUUCGCGAAGCCAAUUGCAGUGCUGCCUUGUCUUUGUUGAAGUCGUUGACUUAGGCGGCAUCCCCUUGCUAGUAGCUUGUGGAUGGCUUGGUCUGCCUGAUGCGCUGUACGAGGGUUGCAGGUGCCGGUACCGGUCGGUAAUGAGGCUUGAGCGGGGUUUCUCGACUGUGGGAACGUAGAGCAUCUAAGGCACACACGCGUGCCCAUUGCGUUAGUGCGGAGUUUUGCAGUUGCAACAGUAAUAACAGUACUUGAUUAGGAUCAUUGAAACUGUG
Messenger RNA from Seminavis robusta, 2427 nucleotides. The record is from the annotation of a GenBank genome assembly. Lineage: Eukaryota; Bacillariophyta; Bacillariophyceae; Naviculales; Naviculaceae.